This is a messenger RNA of Oryzias latipes (Japanese medaka), 7155 nucleotides long. The record is from RefSeq and is a predicted model, not a curated record. Lineage: Eukaryota; Metazoa; Chordata; Actinopteri; Beloniformes; Adrianichthyidae.
UCUACUCCAAUGAUGAAGCAGAAGCUCGGCUGUCUGGUCUAGACCUCGCAUGUUUUAUUAUUAUUCUUAAUAUUCUUUUUUAACUUAAAGUUGCGGGAGUUGUUUUUGAAUACGUUUUUUCUAAAAUGCUGCGGGUGGUGGUGGAGUCAGCCAAAGGACUCCCCAAAAAGAAACUUGGGAGUCCUGACCCGAUUGCCACCGUGAUAUAUAAAGAUGACAAGAAGAAAACCAAACGGAUUGACAAUGAGCUGAAUCCUGUAUGGAAUGAGGUGCUAGAGUUUGACUUAAAAGGCUCUCCGCUGGACUCCAGCUCCUUCCUCGAAGUGGUUGUGAAAGACUAUGAAACCAUUGGAAGAAACAUACAUAUUGGGUCAGCCAAAAUCCCUUUGAGAGAUCUGGCCGCUGGUCAAGUGAGAUCCCUGCCGUCUAAAAAUGUUCCUUUGCUCGGGGAAAAUGGGCAGAACAUUGGGGCUACAAUCAACCUCGUGGUUGCCUACGACCCUCCAGCGAAUGCUGCACCAAACCCCAAUAAUCCUCCGGCUGGGGAAACUGCAGCUGAUGGAGGUGAGGCUGGAGGUGAUGAGAAUGACGGUGAGACUGCCACAGAUUUAGGCCAAAGCGGCUCCGCUGGAGUCCCCUCUUCCAUAAAACAGUCUGCCAAUGUUCGCCAACGGCUGACAAGAGGACAGAGUCGCCAUCGACUCGCGACUAAGCCUCAGGACUUCCAGAUCCGUGUUCGUGUCGUUGAAGCCCGUCAGUUGCCUGGCAACAACAUCAAACCGGUGGUAAAGGUGCACGUGUGUGGCCAAACACACAGAACAAGGAUCAAGAGUGGAAACAAUCCUUUCUUUGAUGAGAUGUUCUUCUACAAUGUUCACAUGCUACCAUCAGACCUCUUUGAGCAGAGCAUCAGCUUCAGGGUGUAUAACUCCUACUCGCUGAGGGCCGACAGCCUUAUGGGAGAAUUCAAGUUGGAUGUUGGAUAUGUUUAUGAUGAACCAGCCCAUUGUGUUAUGAGGAAAUGGCUCCUUCUGAAUGACCCAGACGACAGCAGCUCCGGCGCUAAAGGCUACCUCAAAGUCAGCCUCUUUGUCAUCGGAACCGGCGAUGAGCCUUUGGUUGAGAAGAGGGAUUGUGAUGAUGACCAGGAUGACAUAGAGAGUAAUCUGCUUCUGCCAGCGGGUAUGACUCUGCGAUGGGCAACCUUGUCAUUGAAGGUCUUCAGGGCAGAGGACAUUCCCCAAAUGGAUGAUGCGUUUGUCCAGAGCAUAAAAGAGAUUUUUGGAGCAGAAGAAAACAAGAAGAAUCUAGUAGAUCCCUUCCUCGAGGCUCGCUUCGCUGGCAAGAAGUUGUGCACUCAGAUCAUUGAGAAGAAUGCAAACCCAGAGUGGAACCAAGUGCUGCACCUUCAAGUCAAGUUCCCAUCCAUGUGUGAGCGCGUCAAGCUGACCGUCUUUGAUUGGGAUCGCCUGACAGGAAAUGAUGCUGUGGGCACCACAUACCUGGACCUGGCAAAGAUUGCUUCAUCUGGUGGAGAGAUAGAAGAAGAACAUGCUGGAAAUGCUGAAAGACCAUCCUAUGAAGGGAACCCAGUAGAAUCUGAGGUGGGAUUCCUGCCUGUGUUUGGACCCUGUUACAUCAAUCUGUACGGCAGCCCCAGAGAGUUCACAGGCCUGCCAGAUCCUUAUGAUGACCUCAACUUUGGCAAGGGAGAAGGAGUUGCCUACAGAGGCAGGAUUUUGGUAGAGCUGUCCACAAAACUGGAUGAGAAAGCAGAAAAAACAAUAGACAACAUCCACAGUGACGACAUCCUGGUUGUACAGAAGUACCAGAGGAGGAGAAAAUACUGUCUCUGCGCAGUCUUCCACAGCGCCUCCAUGAUCCAAGAACCUGGAGAACCAAUCCAGUUUGAAGUCAGCAUCGGUAAUUAUGGAAACAAAUUGGACACCACCUGCAAACCUCUGGCCUCCACCACCCAGUACAGCUGUGCUGUGUUCGAUGGCAACCAGUACUACUACCUACCGUGGGCAAACACUAAACCAGUGGUCGUGCUCACGUCCUUCUGGGAAGACAUCAGUCACCGCCUGAAUGCUGUCAACAUCAUCCUCUGCAUAACUCACCGUCUGCAAUCCAACCUGGAGGCAUUUAAAGUUGCCAUUUUGGCUAAAGUCCCGGACAACAAACUUGCAGAAGUGUGGCUGCAGCUUCUUGACCAGCUGAUCGAAGACCUAGAACGAUUUCCAACACCUGAGUUGGAGGGCUGCUCCAAUCUGACAUCCUUGGACAUCCAACUGAAAAAACGGAGAGACAUCACCUUAAACAGCAUAAAAGAAGCAGUCUUGCGUAUGAGACAAGAGGCCUCUGAGAUCCGUGACACCCUGUCCGACAUAGAAACCUGGGUUGACAAACUCAAACAGCUUGCUGAGGAGCCACAAAACAGCAUGCCCGACGUGGUCAUCUGGAUGCUGCGAGGUGAGAAGAGGGUGGCGUACAGUCGUAUUCCAGCCCACGAAAUCUUGUUUUCGACAUACAGUGAGCAGGCCUGCGGAAAAAACUGCGGAAAAACACAGACUGUCUUUUUAAAGUAUCCCAUGGACAAGGCCAAAGGGUUGAAGGUGCCUGUUCAGAUUAGAGUCAGCAUGUGGCUGGGCCUCUCUGCAGAUGAGAAAAAGUUCAACUCAUACUCAGAGGGAACAUUCAGCGUGUUUGCCGAGCUGUAUGAAAACCAGGCCAAAGUCUUCGGGAACUGGGGAACCACAGGACUCGUGGGGCGCCACAAAUUUUCUGAUGUUACAGGCAAACUGAAGCUGAAACAAGAGUACUUCAUUCCACCCAGAGGAUGGGAGUGGGAAUCUGACUGGUUCAUUGAUCCAGAAAAAGCCCUUCUCACAGAGGCAGACGCAGGACACACUGAGUUCAUGGAUGAGGUUUUCCAAAAUGAGACCCGCUUCCCAGGUGGAGAGUGGAAAGCUGCAUCUGAACAAUAUACUGAUGUGAAUGGGGAGAAGAGCCGCAACCCAUCAGAGUUUGAUUGUCCUCCAGGUUGGAUUUGGGAGGACAGUUGGACUGUAGAUAUCAACAGAGCAGUGGAUGACCAAGGCUGGGAAUAUGGAGUGACCAUCCCUCCAGGUGACAAGCCCCUGUCCUGGGUCCCGGCAGAGAAGGUAUACCAUGUCCACCGCAGGAGGAGGCUGGUUCGACCUCGCAAAAGAGAUGCAUCUUCCUCAGUAUCAGCUAUGGAGAGGAGAAAUAAAGGUGACCCUGAGGGCUGGGAGUUCUCUUCUCUGAUUGGAUGGAAAUUUCACAGAAAAGAGCGUUCGUCGGAUACGUUUCGCCGAAGGCGGUGGAGGCGAAAAAUGGCACCAGAAGAUCGACUUGGGGCCAGUGCCAUCUUUCAGCUGGAGGGAGCGCUGGGCGUUGACACAGAGGAGAAAGAGAAAACCUCCAAAGCUAACGCCACCAAGAUGUUUGGCGCCAACACCCCCACUGUGUCAUGCACAUUUGACAGGUCAUAUAUGUACCAUCUCCGUGUCUACGUCUACCAGGCAAGAAAUCUGAUGUCUAUGGACAAAGACAGUUUUUCAGAUCCGUACGCACACGUGUCUUUCCUGCACGUCAGUAAGACAACAGAGAAGCUCAAAGCAACACUGAACCCAACCUGGGACCAGACUCUGAUUUUCAACAGCGUGGAGAUUUACGGCGAUCCUCAAAAGAUCGCCCACCGUCCUCCUGACGUGGUGUUGGAGUUCUAUGACGAAGAUCAAGUGGGGAAAGAUGAGAUGCUCGGCCGUAGCAUCUGCACCCCACUGGUGAAGCUAAGUCCAGAAAUGGACCAGUCUCCCCGGUUGUUCUGGCAUCCCAUCAUCCAGAAGGGACAGAGGGCUGGGGAGGUGCUUGUGGCUGCUGAACUCAUCCUGAAAGACAAGUCAGGUGACUCAGAUCUUCCCUUGCUUCCUCCUAUGAGAGCCGAGAACCUCUACAUGGUUCCACAGGGCAUUCGGCCUGUGGUGCAGCUCACGGCAGUGGAGAUUCUUGCUUGGGGCCUUAGGAACAUGAAACCUUAUCAGCUGGCAUCUGUGUCCUCACCCAGUCUUGUGGUGGAGUGUGGAGGGCAAAGAGUAGAGACAGCAAUCAUCAAAAACAUGAAGAAGAGCCCCAACUUUCCUGGCAACAUCCUCUUCAUCAAAGUGCUCCUCCCGAAGGAUGAGAUGUACACUCCUCCCAUCGUGCUGAAGGUGAUUGACCACCGUCCGUUUGGCAGGAAGCCUGUGGUUGGCCAGUGUACGAUUGCAUCUCUGGAGGACUUCAGAUGUGACCCGUAUGUCAUCGUUUCAGAGGGAGCCAGGUCUUCCAAAAUGGCUCUUAUGAUGGCCUCUCCUCACAAAGACGUUGCCAUCACCAUGGAAGAGUCGAGCCCCCUCCUGGAAGCUCAGCUUAUGUUCAGCAUGUCAACUGCUGUCAACAAAAUGGCUACCCCUACCUCUUACUUUCUUGCAGAGAAGGAAAAAGAGACAGUUGACUGGUGGAGUAAAUUCUACGCUUCAACAGGCGAGCAGGACAAAUGCGGCCCUUACCUCAAGAAAGGAUACGAUACCCUUAAAGUUUACGACAAUGAAUUGGAGAAUGUCCCAGAAUUCAAAGGGUUGACAGACUUCUGCAACACUUUCAAACUGCAACGCGGCAAAAAUGACAAUGGAGAUGAGGACCCCACCGUGGUCGGAGAGUUCAAGGGUGCCUUCAAGGUGUACCCCCUCCCAGAUGAUCCGGGUAUUGCACCUCCACCUCGUCAGUUCAGAGAGCUCCCUGAGAGUGGACCUCAGGAGUGUCUCGUCAGGAUAUACAUUGUUCGGGGAAUAGACCUGCAGCCCAAAGACAACAACGGCCGAUGUGAUCCAUACAUAAAGAUCACUUUGGGAAGGAAUUCGAUUGAAGACAGAGACAAUUACCUACCCAACACAAUAAACCCUGUGUUUGGAAGGAUGUUUGAGAUGACGUGUUUCCUGCCUCAAGACAAGGACCUGAAGAUCUCAGUCUACGACUACGAUCUGCUGACUCGCGAUGAGAAAGUUGGUGACACCGUGAUAGACCUGGAGAACCGCUUCCUGUCCCGAUACAACUCCUAUUGUGGUCUUCCACAAACCUACUGCAUUUCUGGUGUCAAUCAGUGGAGGGAUCAACUGAAACCAUCUCAGAUCCUUGAGAACUUGGCCCGACUGAAGGGAUUGUCUAAACCCAGAACUGAAGACAACGGCACGUCGCUCACUUUUAAUGGAAAAGAUUACACCUUGGCUCAGUUUGAGACCAACAAAGAAAUUCAUCAGCACUUGGGUCCAGCCUACGAACGGCUCUGUCUGCACGUGCUCAGAACACAGACACUUGUCCCCGAACAUGUGGAGACCAGGACUCUUUACAGCAGCUUUCAACCCAACCUCUCCCAGGGGAAGCUUCAGAUGUGGGUGGAUGUUUUCCCCAAAAACAUUGGACUUCCCGGACCUCCCUUUGACAUCACACCACGCAAGCCAAAGAAGUUUUUCCUGCGUGUUAUCGUCUGGAACACCACAGAUGUGACUCUGGAUGAGACUAGCAUCACUGGAGAACGCAUGAGUGACAUAUAUGUCAAAGGCUGGAUGCCUGGUAUGGAGGAGGACAAGCAGAAGACCGAUGUCCACUACAGGUCUCUGGACGGAGAUGGGAACUUUAACUGGCGCUUCAUUUUUGGCUUUGAAUACCUGCCGGCUGAACAACUCUGCCUCGUUUCCAGGAAGGAACACUUUUGGAGUCUCGACAAAACGGAGUUCAGGAUUCCCCCCAAGCUAACUGUGCAGAUAUGGGAUAACGACAAAUUCUCCCUGGAUGAUUACCUUGGUACUGUUGAGCUGGAUUUGCACAAGUUGGUUGCUCCUUCAAAGUCUCCAGAGAAGUGUUCCCUGCAGCUGUUGGAAAAGCAGGAAACAGGAGGACCACACAAACUGGACAACGUCAAAUCUCUCUUUGCUCAGCAGGCUGUCCGAGGCUGGUGGCCUUGUGCCAUAGAGCAGGAUGGGAAAAAGGUUCUCGGAGGCAAAGUGGAGAUGACUCUGGAGAUCAUCAGUGAAGCAGAUGCAGACGAGAGACCUGCAGGAAAAGGAAGGGAUGAACCCAACAUGAACCCGCGGCUGGACCCUCCAAAUCGCCCAGAAACGUCUUUCUUCUGGUUCACCAACCCCUGCAAGACCAUGAAAUUCAUUGUAUGGAGAAGGUUUAGAUGCCUCUUCAUCUCCCUUAUCAUCCUCACUAUAGUUAUCCUCUUCAUCGCCAUCCUGUUGUACUCUCUACCGAACUACAUCUCCAUGAAGAUUGUGAAGCCCCUUCAGUAAUGCUCAAGUGGAGGGGUCGCCAUGGUAACACUUAAAAGAAACAAUCAUUUAUCCAGCUGAAAACAAUCUGUCACAGAGCUGCUUCAGUGUUUUGCACUAUCUCAACGUUUCAUAUAGUCUUAAUGUGGAAAGGAAAAAAAUAUAUAUAUACAGUCUUAAUGUGACCGCUGCUGCAGAGGCACAUUUGGGAUUUGUUUACAAACCACUACUUUUAUCACUUGCAAAUGAGCACAAUAGACACUUUUGUGUUUUUUAGACUGUUCUAUUUUCCUUUUUUUUUAAGCCAAACAUUUGGUUGAUGUUUUGUAUCUUUGUGGAAGUUAUUCCAUAUAAAUCCAUCAAGUUCUGAACAAACAUGACUCUGUUCCAAUUUUGCUGAAUUGUUUUGCACAAGAACUGCAGCCGCGUGUAACAAAACCAUCAAAAGUACUCGACUUUGGUCUUUGCUUCACCUUAGCUGGUAUUUUUGAUCCCCAAAUGUCUGGAUUGAAAAAAACAAGCGUUUACUUAAUAUACCUCUGAUAUGAGCAGAAUCCCAGUCAAGUUAACUGUCUGCUGGGCCAUUUUUCACAGGUGGAAAUUUUUUGUACCUUAUUAAAAAACAAGAUUUGAGAACUAAUAUUGAAAAACCUGACUAAAUCAGGGUUUUUUGAAAGAUUUGUGAAGCUAAAAUAAAAAUCUAGUCCCAACUCUGGUGUUAAAGCUUUCCAAAAAAUGUAUUUCAUGUAUGCUAUGUUUUUCCCAUGCACAAAAAUGACGCAACACGCCUAAUUGAAUAAAUAAUCCAGAUUUCUCUCAA